Molecule: messenger RNA, 930 nt
Organism: Cicer arietinum (chickpea)
Lineage: Eukaryota; Viridiplantae; Streptophyta; Magnoliopsida; Fabales; Fabaceae
Product: transcription repressor OFP13
Biological process (GO): negative regulation of DNA-templated transcription
Source: RefSeq, a predicted model, not a curated record
ACCCCAUUUCCUUGUCAUAUUCUUUUCCUUCUUAUCGCUUUAAAUACUCAACUCUCAUCAAAUCAAAUUUAUUACAACACACCAAACCAAAACCCUCUUCUAUUUCAUACAUUCUAUUCAAUGGGAAAGAAAAUUUUAAAAAUGCCUUCACUUUUCAAAACACAAAGAAAACAACAAAAUCCAUGGCAAUUCUUACCUUCUUGUAGCCACCCUAAAACUAUUUCUUUUCGAGGUAGUGAUGAUAUAUUCAAAACAGUUAAUUCUGUUUUUUUUGACCCUUUAGAAAACAUUAUUGAAACACCAAAAUCAUGCUUCACAACUUCAUCUGAAUCUCAAUCUGCAAGUGCAAGUGCAAGUGCAAGUUUUUCGACUGAAUCAGAAGACUAUUGUUACAUUAAUGAUGGUGAAUCUUUGGAGACAUUAGUACGAGGUGUUAAAUCAGAGAGAUUAUUUUUCGAAGCAGAAGAUACGAGUUCAAUUUUGGAGAAAGCUAAGGCUAAUGAUUUUCCUUUUAAAGAAAGUGUUGUUUUAGCUAUGGAAUCAGAGGAUCCAUAUGAAGAUUUUAAGAGAUCAAUGGAAGAAAUGGUUGAGUCUCAUGGUGUCAAAGAUUGGGAAGGUUUGGAGGAACUUUUGAGUUGGUAUUUGAGAGUUAAUGGUAAAAAUAAUCAUGGCUUUAUUGUUGGUGCUUUUGUUGAUUUGUUGAUUAGUUUAGCAAUUUCUAAUAAUUGUUGUUCUGAUUCAACUAUGUAUUCUUCUGCUGUUUCUUCUUUUGGUUCUUCACCAUUGUUGUAUUUAUCUCAGGGGCAGAGUAAUGAGAUUACUGAGAUUCAAGAUAAUGUAACAGCUUCUUAGUAAUAGAUGUUGUUUUUUUUAUUGUUGUACAUUUUUUGUAGAUUGAAAGAAAAUUGAAUGAUAAUUAAAUUAUGGUGA